This is a messenger RNA of Bombyx mori (domestic silkworm), 2470 nucleotides long. It is a transcript of the gene Obp6, whose product is annotated as odorant-binding protein 6. The coding region runs from base 90 to 458 and encodes 122 amino acids. Gene Ontology annotation, molecular function: odorant binding. The transcript has 4 exons. Lineage: Eukaryota; Metazoa; Arthropoda; Insecta; Lepidoptera; Bombycidae. The record is from RefSeq and is a predicted model, not a curated record.
AACACGUAUCUGCGGUUAUUAUAUAAACGGGAGUGUGUAAUCCCCUCAACUGAGUCUUGAUUUAGAACAAGAAGGUACAACACGUCAAAAUGUCAGCUAAUUCUUUUGUUGUAUUGGCAUUCUGUGCAUUGGCUGUUGGUGUAAAUGCGCUAACAGAAGAACAAAAGGCCGAGAUAACGAAAUCAUCAUUGCCUCUAAUAGCGGAAUGCUCCAAAGAGUUCAGCGUGAAUCAGGGCGACAUUGACGCGGCUAAGAAACUUGGUGACCCGAGCGGUUUGAACUCUUGCUUUGUAGGAUGUUUCAUGAAGAAAGCUGGAAUCAUCAACGCAAGUGGUCUUUUCGAUGUAGCCGCUACUAUUGAGAAGAGCAAGAAAUAUCUUACCAGCGAGGAGGACUUGAAAGCCUUCGAGAAACUAACGGAGACGUGCGCUCCAGGUUUGUGGUCUAUUUCUUUUUAAUACGCUUUUAUUAGCUUCAGACGUAUGUAUGUUAUUUUUUUAAACAAUUAUUUAUUUUUCCUACUUAUUCUAGUAACCUCGAGGGGUUAUUCUAAAUUCACCGAACUAUAUAGUAGGUGAGCUCACGGGGCUCAAACCGGGAGUGUUGCUAACUCUGGUCCUAACAAGAGCGGUGCUUCGCAGAAUCUAAGCGUCUACCACCGGAUCGGAAACGCGACCCACUGAGAAGAUCCGGCGAUAAACUCAGUGGGCUGUGUCUGUGCGUUAAACGUGGUCUAAGCUGUAGUUUCUUCCAUAUAUUUAAAAAUCGAAAACAGACUGUUUAUCUGUGAAAUUUUGAUGAUGUGAUUGUAAUUGUGAUGCAAUGAGACAAAUUUCCGUUUGCCCAUUAUACUUUACCGGUGACCGUUGUUUAGCGAUCGUGUUUGCAGCAGACUGCAAGCUGCAACAGCAGUUGUGCUUAAUAAGUGCAGAUAAUGAUUAUUACAUAGACAUUUGAUAAUUUAGCCGGGUGAUUUUAUGUCGGAUAAUAAUAAUACAUUUUCUAUAUUCGCUAUGUGUGAGUUUGCUCUAAAUUAUUAUUAUUAUUUAUCAUGUGCAGAUUUUUUUAGUGCGAUCAAAUAGUACACAAUUAAUUUCUAUUUAUAUUUUGAAUCCCUUCCAUACUUGGGUUAAGUUGGGUUCUUGUCGAUUCUAAAACGUGUUAUUAGUUAUGUUUGUAACCGUGUACCAAUUGAUGUUGAAGAGCAAAUAUACACGUUUUGGUUUGAAAGUUACAAUAGUCCUUAUUCCGAUCUAAAAUAGGUUUAAUUUUCAAAUUCUCAAGGUUGGCUGCUAUGACUGUUUAAAAUUCGUUAGUUCGUUUACACCCAGAUAUGAUUAAAACCAUAUUGAUUAUUUUACAGAAAACGACAAACCAGUCAGUGACAGUGACAAGGGCUGCGAAAGAGCAAAACUUCUCCUCGACUGUUUCGUUGCAAACAAAGGAAGUGUAAGUGAAAUCGUUUUUUUGUCUAAGAAGGAUACAUUCUAGUUGAUGUUGAGCGAUUAUGACUUAGUCACUCUUUACUUGUUUGAAACCUUGGUUAAAAGAAUACACGGAUAGUAGCACUCAGCAAGGAUCUGGAUGAGGAAGCCGAGGAUCGUGCUCAAUGGCUUGCAAUUGGAGAGGCUUAUGUCCAACAGUAGACUGCUAUAAAUUGAUGAUUUAUAUCCGUGUUUUUUGUCCGAGUGUUAUAUAUCCUAGAGAAGAGUUCAGUCCAGAACCGUAGUGAAUCGAAUGAUACAUGAUGAAAUAGUCUCUGGAAUCGGACUCUACACGAGCGUAGUAUUUCCAAGUCAUAUGUAUGAACUCUGCUCUGGUGGUGGGUGGUGCUAAAGUAAAAUGGAGAUGAUGGGACAAUCUCAAACAAUUACUGGAAGCGCUCUGCAAAACUUGAAUGUCUGAGAUUUAUAACUACAUUUAUGUGGACUAUAACAAUACAAUUACUUUACUGGCUGUUUACCGUGCCAUAGAUUUAUUGUGCGGCUUACAAAAACCACAACAAUACUAUAAAUAAGCUUAAAUAAUAUAUAAAUCAGUUUUGUUCAAAGAUAAUAUAGCCUUCUUAGUCAACAACGACUUGUAAAGAUAAUAAAAUAAGAUUUAAUUUGUUGGCAUACUAAACUAACUAACUAAACAAUUAUUUACUGAAAUUGCGGAUUUUUUCAUUGAGAAAUUUCCAUUUGGUACGCUCGUAUGUGAUGUGCGUACGAUGUGCAUUUUAUUGAUGAGAAUUGUUACGGUUUUGAUUUUUUUUAAAGAGUCAAAACUAAGAAGACUAUUUUAGGUAUUUAUCAGUGCCGUACAUUAUCGAAGUUGAUUUGUAUGAUAACCUUGUAUGAUGUUUUGUUUCAGUUCUCGGUCUUCUCACUUUAAAGAACAAAGCCUGUGAUGUUUCAAUAAUUACCUGAUAAUAUCUAAGCAAUCAUUUUUUUAUUGCAUUUGUUGAAUAAAAAUAAAAUUCAGAGUU